Molecule: messenger RNA, 1404 nt
Organism: Enhydra lutris kenyoni (northern sea otter)
Lineage: Eukaryota; Metazoa; Chordata; Mammalia; Carnivora; Mustelidae
Product: mas-related G-protein coupled receptor member X2-like
Biological process (GO): G protein-coupled receptor signaling pathway
Cellular component (GO): membrane
Molecular function (GO): G protein-coupled receptor activity
Source: RefSeq, a predicted model, not a curated record
AUGGAGGUCACUGGGGUUCCCCGAAGCCGGAAAGACUUGGAGAGGAACCGCUCUCUGCUGGAAGUGCCUUGUGGUUUACAGUCCGCGCUUACACGAGGUAUCUACUCUAACAGAGACACAGCAACAGGAGUGGAAACAGAGUUCACCUGCUGUCACACAGCAGCAGGUGGAAGGGCCCCCGUCCAGGUCACAGCUCCACCCCCGGGACUCGCAGUGGCUGACGAGUGCAAAGUAGCUUCAGACCCUGCUGGCCUGGGCCCCUGUCGGGGCCACUGGAAGUCAGCCAUCAUUCUGAUGACGCAGCUGUGGUCUUCCAGCGUGGUCAUGAAGACCCAAGAGAUCAGUGGAGCCCACUCUCCGAAAAUAUGGUACCCGAACAGGUACAGGAGUACCAGUGGAGGGUUUCUGAGCCUGGAUCCCACCUCCCCAGCCUGGGAGAGCACACUCAAACCGGUGAAUGGAAGUGACCACGCCUUUCUGCAGACUUUCCCCGUGGGGAUCCUGAUCGUGUCCUUGCUAAGCCUCACCUUUGCCCUCGGUGGGCUGCUGGGAAACCUGAUCGCGUGGCUCCUGGGCUUCCGCGUGCGGAGGAACACCUUCUCCGUCUACAUCCUCAACCUGGCAGGAGCCGACUUCCUCUUCCUCUCCUUCCAGGUUGUCUAUUUCCUGGUGAUGCUUGUCAACUUCCAUUCCGUGUCCCUUUCCAUCCCCACGUUUUUCGUCUUCGUGUGGACCUUUGCCUACAUCGCAAGCCUGAGCCUUCUCAGUGCUAUUAGCACAGAGCGCUGCCUGUCAGUCCUGUGUCCCAUCUGGUACCACUGCCACCGCCCAAAACACACAUCAGCUAUGACGUGUGCCCUGCUCUGGGCCCUCUCCUUGCUGCUGAGCAUCCUGGAAGGGGAGUACUGUGGCUUCCUGUUUCGGGGUUUCGACGACAAUUGGUGUCGGGCGUUUGAUUUCAUGGCUGCCACCUGGCUGAUUUUCUUAUUUGUGCUUCUCUCUGGGUCCAGCCUGGCCCUGCUCAGCCAAUCGCUGUGUGGCCGCCAUCGGCUGCGGCUGACCAGGCUCUAUGCGACUGUGGCACUCACGGUACUGGUCUUCCUCCUCUGUGGCCUGCCCUUUGGCAUCCACUGGGUCCUCUUACACUGGAUUCUGAUACAGUCCUCGGAUACAGUCCUCAAGCAUCUUUAUCUGGUUGCUGUUCUCCUGUCCUGCCUCAACAGCUGUGUCAACCCCAUCAUUUACUUCUUCGUUGGCUCCUGUAGACAGCGGUGGGCUCAGCGGCACAGGACCCUCAAGAUGGUCCUGCAGAGGGCUCUGCAGGACCUAUCAGGAGGGGAUGAGAGUGAAGCCAGCCUUCCUCAGGAAACUCUGGAGAUGGCCGGAAGCAGUGUGGUGUUCUGA